Molecule: messenger RNA, 1428 nt
Organism: Aspergillus viridinutans
Lineage: Eukaryota; Fungi; Ascomycota; Eurotiomycetes; Eurotiales; Aspergillaceae
Product: aldehyde dehydrogenase family protein
Exons: 3
Coding region: 1-1428 (475 amino acids)
Molecular function (GO): aldehyde dehydrogenase (NAD+) activity
Source: RefSeq, a predicted model, not a curated record
AUGGCAUCGUCUGAUUUUACUUUUGAAACCUUCUUUAAUAUCGUCAAAGGCGAGCAUCGUACCUCUGACAAAACAGUCUUUGGUAUUGAUCCCUCAACGGAGUCGAGGUUGUGGGACGUGCCAGUGGCCACUACACGGGACGUCGAAGAUGCCGUCGAAUCUGCCAACGAAGCAUUCAAAACGUGGUCCACAACGCCUUUUGAGCAACGAGUGAGCAGAAUCUCUCAGUGGAAAGAGCUCUAUAAGCAGUACGUUGAGGAUUUCACCAACCUGCUUAUAGCGGAGUGUGGAAAGCCGCGCUCCAUAGCGGCCGGCGAGGAGAACGAGAUCCUCGCUCUGUUCGACCACAACUUGCAGCUUCGCAUCCCGGAGGAGCGGAUCGAGGACGAUACGCGCAUUGCUGUCACGCGCCAUGUGCCCAUCGGGGUCGUCGCUGCCAUCUGCCUGUGGAAUUUCCCUUUGGUGUUAUCCGUAGGAAAGAUCCUGCCUGCGUUAUUAACCGGGUGUUCAAUCAUCGUUAAGCCAUCCCCUUUUGCCCCGCACUCGGCACUUAAAAUGGCCGAGCUGGCGCAGAAAGUUUUCCCCCUGGGUAUCGUCCAGGCCAUUGGCGGCGACGACUCUAUAGGCCCAGCGCUAGUCAACCACCCUGAUGUCCACAAGAUCAGCUUCACUGGUUCCAGUGUUACGGGAAAGAGGAUCAUGGCAUCGGCAGCUGCGACAUUGAAACGGGUGACCUUGGAACUGGGCGGUAACGAUCCGGCGAUCCUCUACCCGGACGUGGACAUAGAGAAGGCCGCUGCCGAAGUGGUGCAAGGCUGUUUCGUCUUCUCCGGCCAAGUGUGUGUCGCCACAAAGAGAGUCUAUGUGCACGAGUCUGUCUACGAGCCAUUCUUGAAAGCCAUGGUGGACGCGGCUUCCCAAAUUGAGGUGGGCAAGGCUGACAACCCGAGGACGACGAUGGGCCCGAUGCAGAACAAGAUGCAGUAUGAGAAAGUCCAGGACCUGGUGGCCGACACUAGAGCCCAGGGCUACAAAUUUGCUCUCAGCCCACGCCCUAUCGCUUACGGCGAGGGCUACUAUCUCUCUCCAAGCAUCGUCGACAACCCGCCUCCGACGGCAAGAAUAGUUAUUGAAGAGCAGUUUGGUCCAAUUGUGCCAGUCCUCAAAUGGUCAGAUGAAGCGGACGUCAUCGCCUGCGCCGAUGGAACCUCGUCAGGCCUUGGGGCGUCCGUGUGGAGUGCUGAUACUUGUCGGGCUGAGCGGGUUGGCAGGCAGAUGCAGGCCGGCAGCGUCUUUGUGAAUUGCUGGGCCAAGACGACGCCGUGGGCGAUGUUAUCUGGGCACAAGGAGAGUGGCAUUGGGGGUGAGUGGGGUUCCACCUGGUUUCUUCAGUACUGUAACACGCAGGUCGUACAUGUCUUCAAGUGA